Messenger RNA from Caenorhabditis elegans, 1772 nucleotides. It is a transcript of the gene frm-10, whose product is annotated as FERM domain-containing protein 8. The coding region runs from base 72 to 1586 and encodes 504 amino acids. Lineage: Eukaryota; Metazoa; Nematoda; Chromadorea; Rhabditida; Rhabditidae. The transcript is spliced from 8 exons. The record is from RefSeq and is marked reviewed.
UCGAAUCUUACAGAUUCCGUGCCGUCAUUAACUUUUGAAACUAUCAGUUUUGUACAUUGAAUUAUUUCGAAAUGGAUGCACCCACUCUUGAUAAUUCGACAAUUGGGCUCGUAGAAGGACGGAAACGUUUGAGUGAAACUCGAAAUCCGGGAUUACCAACUUUGCCCAACUAUGGAUUAAAAGACAAAAGUGGUGGAAACAUAAUGCCAUGGACUCCGAUUGGACAAGCUCUCCGAGCUACUCAUAAUCAAAGUACAGAGACUUUAGGAUCACCAAAAGUCGUCAAAUUCAGUAUUUAUUUUUCGAGAGGCGAACGUUUAUCCAAUGAAGAAGAAAAUGGAAUCGAAUUAAACAUUGAAUCUGGAAAAACCGCCGAUACAAAAAAGCUAUUGUUCCACUUAGCAAAAGAAUGUGGCAUUGAUUAUUCGGCGUUUUCUGAAAUGUUCGCGAUUUGGAUGAUAUCCCCACUCCUUGAAGUUCAAUUAAAAUCAUAUCAUCGUCCAUAUGAAUGUCGUCAGGGAUGGUCAACACUUCUUGAACGAUUCGCUAAAGAGACUGAUAUUCAAUUAUUCAAUCAAGAUGAACCAAUUUUGAUGCUUCGAAGAAAUGCAAGUUUGACUUGUGAUAAAGAGUUUGAACUUCUUCAAGAUCAUCCCAAAUGUGCGAAGUACCUGAUCUACGAUGCCAGCGAAAUGCUUCUUCUCGGACGUCUCCACCUUCUUUCACUUGAGAAUACGAUUCGUGUUGCCGCGUUUCUAUUUUGUCUUCAAUUUGGAAACUUUGACGAAACACGCCACGACGUAGCUUUUAUCAGAAAUCAUAUUGACGAAAUUCUUCCCGAACGUACUUGUGAUUCAAUUGUAGCAACAACUAUUUUCGGAAAAGCGAUCAAUAAGAAAACUGUUCAAGAAGAGCGUUUAUUAUCCGAGUGGAAAAAUAUCUCAAAAAUCGGCGAUAAAUCAAAGAAGGAGCACGAUCUUUUAAUGGAACUAACACAGAAUUCAAGCUGUUAUGGAGCUGCAUGGUUUAGUGCUCAUAUUGAGGUUAAAAGAUCACGAGCAAGUCUACGCAACUUUGGGCAUGGUUUUGCUGAAAUCGAGGUUAACGUUGGAAUCAACGACAGAUUCUUAACUAUCGUUGAAUCAAACUCUGGAACUCUUCUCGUACAUCCAUUGGAAGAGUUAACAUGGCAACUUGAAGGACUUCAGCCCGAUCAGAUGCCAUAUUUAAUCGUGAAUUUGAGCUUUGAAGAAGAAAUCAAAAAUGGAAAUUCCACUACAAUUGAUAUAAGUAAUGAGACCACGCAGUUUUUGAUGAUUACUGGAAAUCAAACAUUCUUGAUUGAUGCUCUUCUGAAGACAAUGACUGGAAGAAGAUUAGAUAGAUCAAGUUCUGAUAGCAGCUCGUCAUCAGACUCAAGUACCAGCUCAACCAAACAUUCAAGAAUUAUCGAGUCAAAACUUGACUUCAAAAAUUGUACAGCAGGAUGCAAUCGAAAAUUAUGUUUUGCAAAAUUCAAGGACGGCAAAUGUACAGAAGUUGCCGGCAGCUUCAAGGCUUUUUAUAGUCAUGGACAAACUUUAUAAGUUUCAAAAUAUCGCUAGUUUCCCCUUCCACAGUGUUUGGAAAUGUAAAUAUUACAAUGGAUAGAAUAAGGGGAACAUUUUUAAAAGAUCUCACUCGUUUUCGCUUACAUGGAAGAAAAUUCAACAUUUACUAAUGUUUUUAAAGCUUGUACGAUUUUGAAAAAAAUAAAUAAAUUAUUGUUGGUG